Lodderomyces beijingensis is the source of this 603-nucleotide messenger RNA. NCBI's taxonomy places the organism in Eukaryota, Fungi, Ascomycota, Pichiomycetes, Serinales, Debaryomycetaceae. The record is from the annotation of a GenBank genome assembly.
AUGUCAACGGUCACCAUCACAGGCAGGUCGAAGUGCGCACAGCCGCCAUUCGCGGAGGACCAAUUGCUCGCGAUCAUUGAGGAUAAAAAGGAAAUCGACCCUACUGAAUUAGUUGCUGUCAUUGGGCAAGCGUUGGAUCGGAGUUCCUCGAAGCACAAGUUCAUUGUCCAUUUCACCAACUUCUAUAUCGGCCAGCAAGAUCUCGAUUUGAAGAUAGAUACUGAUUUCGCUGCGUUUUGGGAUUCGGCGAAGGAUGGGUGUGUUACUGUGCAGAUAAAGAAAGAGUCGUUGAAGCUGCUGCUGCUGCCGGGGGUGCUGAAGGGGUCGGCUGGGGCGGAGAAGGAUACAAAGUUGGAGUCUGGGGAGUCGCAAAUGCAAGCUGCCGAGGAAGUCAACGGUGAGGACAAAGAGACUGCUCCGAGUGCCACGGCGGCGGAGGAGGAAGUUGGCGGUGCAAGUGCUCAAGUAACAGCAGCUGGUGGAGAUCAAAUUGAAAGUCACCAAGAAAACGUAAUUGGAAAAGAGGGGCCUGCCGGUGUCCAGAUCCCGCCUAAUGCAUCAGUUUCUGCAUUAUUGAUUACGGUCUACUGGAUCAGCUUGUGA